UCUCGGCAUUUUUUUUAGCGAGCAGUGCAUCCAGGAUCCAAAAAAGAUUUUUUUUUAAAAAAAAAGAAAAGAAAAGAAACACACACACAACCUCCUUCAGUCACCCACCAGUGCUCUGGAAUCACACAACUGGACAUCAAGCAAAGGGGAUUCAUCAGGAGGGCAAUUUCAGAUCGAGAUAAAUCUGUUGGAUUAGUAGGAUUAUCUGAUUGCAGCUGAAAAGAAGUAACGUUUGAUCAUUUCUAUUUCUUGCCUGAUGGUCGGAUUUAAAUGGAGGUGGCUUGCUACACAGGAUGAUGAAUUCCGGAUGGGGAUUUUUUCGCCCCAGUCUUGGGCGAGGAAAAAAAAAAUUAUAUAAGUCAAUACAAUUUGGAAGUGUCCGGGGGAUGAUUUAAAAACCCGGGGGUUACAGCUGCUUUAGAAAGGGAUAACGACUCGAAUCCAGUGAAUUACAGGUUUAGCUGUGAUUGCAAAAAGCCACUGUGAACUGGAUAUAGACCUGCAGCUAAUUGGAUUUGAUUUAUAAAAGGGGAAUCUGCAGUAGAUGGCCGCUCUCUGCAUAUUGCCACUAUGGAAAACAGAAUUGUCAAUAGGAUGUAGGCUGAUAAACAGUGCUGUGUGAAGAUGCUGCUGUGAAAUCAAUGGAAGAUACUUGUCGUGCGAAAAGCCUUUUGAGAUUUUUCUGACAGGCUCAUAUUUAGGAAACUUGAUCCAUUUUCUGCGGUUGCCUUGUUUUUACACAAGUGGAUACAAAUAAGAUUGCUUCAUUGUAGCUAUACAACUAAUGUGGGACCAUGGCCCUUCCAAGAUCCGUGUGGCUGAACUGUGUAUGGAGAGCGAUGAUGGUCCGUUUAUUACACAUGGGAUUGGAUGCCACUUUUGUUCUUUGUAUACUUGGAUUUUUGCUUCAUGCUGCAGCUGUGUCCUCACAAAAAUUGGAUGAUAUUGACCCACUUGUGAACACGAACUUUGGCAAGAUAAGAGGGAUUAAGAAGGAACUUAAUAAUGAAAUUUUGGGGCCUGUUAUUCAGUUUCUUGGGGUUCCGUAUGCUGCCCCACCAGUAGGAGAGCAUCGCUUUCAACCUCCUGAACCUCCAUCUCCCUGGUCAGAUAUCAAAAAUGCUACUCAGUUUGCUCCAGUGUGUCCGCAGAACAUUAUAGAAGGCAGAUUGCCUGAAGUCAUGCUUCCUGUGUGGUUUACUAAUAACUUGGAUGUAGUUUCUACCUAUGUACAAGAUCAGAAUGAAGACUGCCUCUAUUUAAAUAUAUAUGUCCCAACUGAGGAUGUCAAAAGAAUAUCCAAGGAAUGUGCCAGAAAACCCGGCAAGAAAAUUUGUAGAAAAGGAGGUCCCCUUACAAAGAAACAGACAGAUGAUUUAGGUGAUAAUGACGGUGCUGAAGAUGAAGACAUUCGGGACAGUGGGGGACCUAAGCCAGUGAUGGUGUAUAUUCAUGGAGGAUCCUACAUGGAAGGCACUGGAAAUUUAUAUGAUGGCAGUGUUCUGGCAAGUUAUGGCAAUGUGAUAGUCAUCACAGUCAACUAUCGCCUUGGGGUACUUGUGUAG
This is a messenger RNA of Chelonoidis abingdonii (Abingdon island giant tortoise), 1565 nucleotides long. NCBI's taxonomy places the organism in Eukaryota, Metazoa, Chordata, Testudines, Testudinidae. The record is from RefSeq and is a predicted model, not a curated record.